Zophobas morio is the source of this 1547-nucleotide messenger RNA. RefSeq lists its product as uncharacterized. The transcript is spliced from 3 exons. The coding region runs from base 81 to 1475 and encodes 464 amino acids. NCBI's taxonomy places the organism in Eukaryota, Metazoa, Arthropoda, Insecta, Coleoptera, Tenebrionidae. The record is from RefSeq and is a predicted model, not a curated record.
UCCCAGACCGAGUGAGUCAUGGGAGCGUUCAGUCCUGUCCAAGUUCAUUACGCCGCGAGUGUACUUCAACAGCUGCCACAAUGGACAACACCCCACUAGAAGAAGAAAACACCAGAGAAACAACCAUACAACGCCUACGAGAAUUUUCCUACUACUUAACCGAAAACAUCGAGAAGAACCUCACCUUUUGCCUAACCCUCCUCGAAGAUCGCCCCAACACGAAAAAACCCAACAGUACCUCUGUAACGGCCAUAAGUACCAUAGCAACCCCCAUCCCAUACAUCGGCAAAGGCAUCAGUUCAGCCCUCAAAGAAGGCGAGAUCUACAUCCUCAACAAAAUCGACAACAACAAUUCCCGAACCGUGGCAGAUUUAGUAUACUAUUUCAGCGAUAACAAAGAAAGCAUGAGACAACUACUGAUAGAAUCUUCAGCUGAUGUUUUCUACUGCUUCGAACAACAAUUCACCAAGAUAACUUGCGAAGGAGGGCCUCGACGUGCCAUGCAGAAAUUAGCUAAAGACGCAGCAAAUCGAAUUUUUACUCACUUUUUGAAGAACAAGCAAACUAAAAACGUCAGCAGAGACGAUUUCAGUAAGGGUGUGAUGUUUGGCGACUCCGUCAAAAACAAAUUCGGAGUGAGAACGGGAAAAACGGUCAAAAACGACGAAACAGAAUGGAAGACGUCCAGUAUUUAUAAAAAAGUUGGUUUAUUCUUCGACGGAACGAACGAAUUUUUUGGGAAUGAAGACACCAAGAGUAAAAAGUAUGGCUACAGAAGGAUUUUCGCAUGGGAAAACGCUGACGAGAUCCGUGAGAAAUGGUCACACGAAAGCUCACAGACACCGGAGUAUUAUUUGAAUAAGGAAGAACUGCCACAGUUGGUUGCAGACAUUAAAGAGUACGUGAUGAGUAAAACCGCAACGGAGGAAGCAAUGUUGGAUCGCGAGAAAAAGCACGAAGAAGUGAUGGACGAUCAGCGGAAGAAACACGAGGAAGUGGUGGCCACAUUUGUGGAAAAGUUUAGGGAAGUGAUUGAAGAUUUGAGAAGGAAUUACGAAGAAAUCAAGGCUGGUCGUGAACAGAGCGAAGUUAUCGUGACCAUAAUCAAAGAAGAGAGAACAGUUCAAGAAGAAAGGCACCAAGAAAUCGCGACUAAACUUUCAGAAAUACAUACAGGGGUGGUAGAAACGAGGGAAGGGCAAGUGGUCUUGACCCAAACUACAGAAAAUAUUCGAAACGAUGUCUGCGAAAUCAAGACGAAACAAGAAGAGUUUUCUAGCACUGCUGUUGAAGUUAGAGAGGCGAUUCAGCAAGUUUCUGAACAGAAAAAUCCUUCACUGGGUGAUUUGGUAAGGGACAAUUAUGAAGUGAAGAAAAUGACCAGAGUGGUGAACAAAGUUAAAGAAAGCAUCAGCAACGCGGAACCAAAAGUACGAAGAGAAGUCAAAAAAGGUCUCAAGAAACUUUUUCGGUGACGACAUUUAGCGCGUUUGUGAUUUCUCCAUUAUUGUUCCAUUCGUAUCUAAAUAAAGUUUAUAGAAACAUUA